Arachis ipaensis is the source of this 1335-nucleotide messenger RNA. RefSeq lists its product as uncharacterized. Lineage: Eukaryota; Viridiplantae; Streptophyta; Magnoliopsida; Fabales; Fabaceae. The record is from RefSeq and is a predicted model, not a curated record.
UGUCACUCAUACUUUCCCCAAAUCCCUGAUCAUAAAAGUACCACUAUAAUGUAUAUUGCUCAUUGCAUCAAGACCCACCCCCACAUGUUCAUUUUAAUAUUUCUAGUAUAAAUAAUUAACAAAUACUUGCUACUAUUGCUUUUAGAGUAAGGAAUAACAGAUAUAAGAAAUUUGGACAGAGGAGCAUAAAAGAUGGAAAAGAAGAAAAAAGCAAAGCAAUGAAGAAAUUUGAUAUAUGAAAUAAACAGACAGGAUGGCACCACAAACAUGAGUAGCUCUUCCCUACUCACUCACUCCAACUCCAACCCCUUGCUUUAAUUAUAAUAGGCUAUUACAACUAACACAGCCAUGGCCAUGCUCUCUCUCUCUAUUCUCAUUCACUUUCACUUUCAGAGCGUGAACAUCUUCUUUUCUGUCCUUCACAUUCACAUGGAUGUUUCCAAGACACUUAAAGAACAUCUUCAAAGACAACAAGAGCCGUUUUCGUUGCAAGAUUACAUCAUAGAAAGAAGUUACUUGUUCAACAAGUGCAAGUCUGAUAAUAGUAGUGCAAAGCAUCUCAAGUAUGAUGAUAUACACAAGAUAAGGAAGAGGUUCUUACAUGCUACUGGCAUCCUAAGAACACUACUUUACAAGUUCAUUCCCUCAGACUGGGAUGAUGAACACCACAGCCACAGCGGUGACAAAAAACAAACAGAUGAUGAGCUCUUUUCAUUGAAAUCAUUAACUGCUCCUGAUUAUUAUACUAAGAGCCAAGUUGAGGACGUGUUUCAGACAUUCACAACAUCAGAGCAGCUGCAUAUAGCUUACGAACCAUAUCGGAUCAGCAGAAUGUCACUACCCAACGCAGAGACAAGUCUAGAAUCCCAGCUGCCAAAUUCUCCACCGGAACUCGUUCGAGACUCCUUGUUCUCCACCUAUUUGAGAAAGCUACUACUGAACCCAAAUAUUCUGAAAUUGAGGCCAGCAAGAAAGCAUAAACUAGAGGAUGCGGUUGACAAGAGGGAGCGGUUCCAGCUACCGUUAGAGUUCUAUUUACAGCAAGACCAAGGCAGAAGUCUUUCAAUACAAGCAGAUUCAGAUGACAUUCUAAGUGUUAAAGAUCAGCACUUAAGCUUCUUUGGGAAACAGUGGAGAAAAGUUAAUAGUAUCAGCGACCUCUUUUAUACGGAAUGUUGUGUCACAUCCCAGGAGUGGAACAUGUUCCAAAUAGUACAUAGUGGGGAGAUACAAAUGGAGAUAGGAGAUGCCAUCUUAUAUGACAUUAUCAGCGAAACAAUUAAUUUGUUUUAGUUUUAACUUUGAAUAAAAUAGAUACACCAUGGUCCAUGUUCA